AUGUUACAAAUUGGUCAGUUGCCCAUGAGACCCUACCCCGUACUAAUCACCCCAGUGAAAGAGUAUAUAAUAGGGAUGGACAUUUUACGGGGGAUGACUCUUCAUCUCCCCAAUGAGGGGACAUUUUCCUUUGGGGGCCCAAAGAAAGUUAGAGCAGUGACAGUGGGGAAAUUGAAAAUACCACCGUUCCCCAUCCCAAUCGCCCGAAAGGUAGUGUGUCAAAAACAGUAUAGGAUUCCAGGAGGGCAGGAAGAAAUCCAGGCUGCAAUAAAAGAUUACCUGAACGUAGGAGUGUUGAGGGGAGCAACCACUAAGUGGAACAAUCCAAUCUGGCCUGUUAAAAAGUCAGACGGCACUUGGCGAAUGACGGUAGAUUACCGAGAACUAAAUAAGCACACACCGCCCCUGACGGCGGCGGUGCCUGACACUAUUACAUUGAUAGAAAAAAUUCAGGCAAGUAAGGGAAAGUGUUACGGGGUGAUAGACUUGGCAAAUGCCUUUUUCACAAUCCCCAUCCCUGAGGAUAAGCAGGAUCAGUUUGCAUUUACAUGGCUGGGGAGACAAUACACUUUCACACGCCUGCCACAGGGGUAUUUACAUUCCCCAACCAUCUGUCACCGGCUGGUGGCAGAACAUUUAGAUGAGUGGAAAAGGUCGGCGGACCUCACAAUCACCCAUUAUAUCGAUGACAUCAUGGUGCAGGGGGAGACAGAGGGGCAGGUAGGAGAGGCGAUAGCCUCAUUAGUAGAACACAUGAAAAGCAAGGGAUGGGAAACUAACCCACAAAAAAUACAAGGACCCUCUCACACGGUUAAGUUUUUGGGGAUUCAGUGGAACAAGGGAGAAAGAGAGAUAGUGGAAAAGGUACGCAACAAAGUCGUUCACUUUGCAACCCCAAAAACAAAGCAGGAUGUGCAGAAAUUUGUGGGGCUAUUUGGAUACUGGCGACACCAUAUACCGCACAUGGGGCAAAUUCUGGGGCCGUUAUACAAGAUCACACGUAAAAAGAAUACGUUCGAAUGGACACCAGAAGCGCAGGUGGCUUUCGCGCUGGCCAAGGAAGCGAUAGUGCAGGCAGGGAGCCUGGCAAGGGUGGAGGAUGGGCCUCUAGAAUUGCAGGUGUCCUCAACCGAGUGCUAUGCUAACUGGAGCUUGUGGCAAAAGCAGAGUGGGAAACGCAGACCUUUAGGGUUCUGGUCUAAAAAAUUAGCAGAUGCAUGUUCACGCUACACUCCGUUCGAACGACAAUUGCAGGCGUGUUAUCUUGCACUCAUAGACACAGAACAACUGACACUAGGACAUGAGGUCCUUUUGCGACCGCAGAUACCGAUCAUGACAUGGGUAAUGAGCAACCCCAAAACUCACAGGGUGGGGGCAGCCCAAGAAAACACCAUAAUCAAAUGGAAAUGGUACAUAGCUGACCGGGCAAAGCCCGGCGCAACCGGUGUGUCUGUAUUACACGAGAAAGUGGCAGAGGUACCAGAGGAAGGUGAGGAAAUAAUAAUGGUUACUCACGAGGAGGAGUCGCUGGUGAAAUGGGGUAAGUUAUACGAUACCCUGACAGACGAGCAAAAACAGCACGCCUGGUUCACCGAUGGGAGUUACAGAGUGGUGGGGGGGCAGCGCUGCUGGAAAGCGGUGGCGUAUAAUCCUCACACUGGGAAAAUGCUGGAAGGGAGGGGAGAAGGAAAGAGCAGUCAGUGGGCAGAGCUACAGGCAGUAGCGAUGAUAUUACAGCAGGAAAAGCUUAGUCCCUGUCAUAUCUACACUGACUCAUGGUCCGUGGCAAACGGGCUAGGGGUGUGGAUGCCCACAUGGAAGAAAAAUAAGUGGGCAAUCAAAGGAAGGGACGUUUGGGGGAGAGAGAUGUGGGAACAAAUUUGGGAAAUUGCUGCCAAUAAUCCUAACAUCACGGUGUCGCACGUGGACGCGCAUACAAAAGGGACGGAUGCAGACGCUCUUUUUAACGCGGUGGCGGAUGCCCAAACCAAAACCGCGACAGUAACAAUAAUGGAACAUGGAACAGACAUGGCAAAGUGGGCGCAUGAGAGGGGGGGUCACCUUGGGGCGGCUGCUACUGUAAAGUGGGCAGCAGAGAGGGGGGUGGCCCUAACUAUAGACAAAGCGAGGGAGGUAGGAUUAAAUUGUGAAACAUGUCAGCAUCAGCAGAAGCUCCCGGUAUUGCAACCAGUAAUGGGACAUAUUAACAGGGGGCGGGAACCAGGACAAAUUUGGCAAAUUGAUUUUAUUGGGCCCAUGCCUAGGUCCAAAGGGUGUGAGUAUGCAUGCACGGUGGUGGACACAUACUCCGGAGUAUUGGUGGUACAUCCCUGCCCACAUGCCAACCAAGAGGCCACCCUAUUGGCCCUUCAAAAGGUAGAAUUGGCAUAUGGCCUCCCAUUGCAGGUUCAAUCAGAUAACGGGACGCACUUUACAGGAUGGAAAGUGAAGCGCUGGGUGGCGGAAAGACAGGUAGAGUGGGUAUACCAUGUAACCUAUCAUCCGCAGGCCGCAGGGUUAGUGGAACGAGUUAACGGGUUAUUGAAAACUCAGCUGCGUAAGAGAGGAGGGGGAACGCUCCAAAACUGGAAGGAGCAUUUAGUGGAUGCGGUUUGCGCGCUCAAUAAUCGCCCAUUUGCAACAGGUUCAACUCCGUUGCAGAGGAUGAAAUUUCAGAUCUGUAAAAUGGACGCAGACGGGCCAAUACAGAUCUGGAUAGAGCAUCCAGACGCAAAACUACCCAUUAGGGGCAGUGAGGGGGCAGCAGGCUUAGAUCUCUAUGCGAUACAGGAUGAGACAGUCACCGAACGAGUAACUAUAAUUAAUACAGGGAUAGGGGUGAAAAUCCCGAAGGGACACUACGGGCAUGUAUGCCCAAGAUCAAGUCUAGCGCUAAAGGGAGUCACUGUGCUAGCAGGCGUAAUCGACGCAGAUUACCAAGGGACCGUCAAAGUUCUGUUACAAUCCUCAAUGGGGGAUCCAAUCAAAUUGACUAAGGGAGAUCGAAUAGCGCAAUUGUUAAUAAUACCAGUUCACAUGGGAAAAGUGCAGGAAAGUACUGCACCAGUAGUUAAGACUGGCCGGAAUGUGGGGGGAUUUGGAUCAACAGAUGCUCCUAAAUUGGUUAAUGGGGCGAAGGUGUGGGUUAAACAACCCCAUGGACCACCCCGCCCGGCAGAAAUCAUCGCAAUGGGACAGGAUUUGAUUGUAACUGUUCUAUACAAUGGAGAAGAAGCAUGGGUAAAUGUUCCUGUAAAACACUGCUAUAGACGGGAGUGA
Messenger RNA from Erpetoichthys calabaricus (reedfish), 3279 nucleotides. RefSeq lists its product as uncharacterized. The coding region runs from base 1 to 3279 and encodes 1092 amino acids. Gene Ontology annotation, molecular function: nucleic acid binding; RNA-DNA hybrid ribonuclease activity; magnesium ion binding. The transcript has a single exon. The record is from RefSeq and is a predicted model, not a curated record. Gene Ontology annotation, biological process: dUTP catabolic process; DNA integration; dUMP biosynthetic process. NCBI's taxonomy places the organism in Eukaryota, Metazoa, Chordata, Cladistia, Polypteriformes, Polypteridae.